This is a messenger RNA of Staurois parvus, 291 nucleotides long. NCBI's taxonomy places the organism in Eukaryota, Metazoa, Chordata, Amphibia, Anura, Ranidae. The record is from the annotation of a GenBank genome assembly.
CAGCCUGGCCCUGCUGCAAGUUCCACCAAUGUUGGUGCCUCUGGUCGUUCACCAAGUAAAGCAGUUUCUCCAAGAGCAGCAGGAUCUACUGUGAGACAAAGAAAAACUACAAGCAGUGGUGCAAGAAGUGCUGGACGGACCACAUCUGCUGGCACAGGAGGCAUGUGGCGAUUCUAUACAGAGGACUCUCCAGGUCUUAAAGUAGGGCCUGUUCCAGUACUGGUGAUGAGUCUACUUUUUAUUGCUUCUGUGUUCAUGCUUCACAUCUGGGGUAAAUACACACGUUCUUAA